GAACAAAACAAAAAGACUUAUUCAUCAAUCUAAAAAUUCUAUAUAAACACCUCAAAUCUUUUUAAACAUAUAAUAACAAUCUCUACUUAAUUUAGUGAAAACCCUUGUACACCACCAAACCAAACACAUACAUACUUGUUCUACUAUUCACUACAUUCAUCCCUUUUUUUUUCAGAAACUCAUCCUUCAUUAUAACUUCAAAAAUGGAGUUGGGUUUUAUUUCCAAGACAAUAAUUAACAUUUUAGGGGUGAUUUUAGUUAUAAUUUUAAUGGUGAGAAGAAUUAAUAGUUGGGUGUAUGAAUAUAAACUUGGUGAAAAAAGACAUAAUUUACCACCAGGUGAUUUGGGUUUGCCUUAUAUUGGUAAUAUGUGGUCCUUCCUUAGAGCUUUCAAGUCUACUAAUCCUGAUUCCUUCAUCAACACUUUCAUCACCAGAUACGGAAAGACAGGAAUUUACAAAGCCUUCAUGUUUGGGAGUCCAAGUAUAAUAGUUACCUCAGCUGAAACAUGUAGAAAAGUGUUAAAUGAUGAUGAAAAAUUCAAACCUGGUUGGCCUGAGUCAACUGCAGAGUUGAUCGGACGACAAUCAUUCAUCGCCAUUUCGUACGAAGAACAUAAACGUUUAAGGAGGGUGACAUCUACUCCUAUUAAUGGACAUGAAGCUCUAUCUCAAUAUGUUGGUUACAUUGAAAGCAUUGUGCAAACUAGUCUUGAAAAAUGGUGUAAAAUGGGUGAUAUUGAGUUUUUAACUCAUCUUAGAAAGCUAACUUUCCAGAUUAUCAUGUAUAUCUUUCUAAGUUCGGAGAGUGAACCUGUAAUGGAGGCUCUUGAAAGAGAGUAUUCAACACUUAACUAUGGUGUUAGAUCUAUGGCAAUCAAUCUACCAGGAUUUGCUUAUCAUAAAGCACUUAAGGCUAGAAAGAGACUUGUGGCGGUUUUUCAAUCGAUAAUAGAUGAACGAAGGGCGUUAAAAAGAGACGGAGUUGCUAUCGAGGCCAAGAAAGAUAUGAUGGAUGAUUUGCUGGAAGUUGAAGAUGAGGAUGGAAGAAAAUUAACUGACCAGGAAAUCAUUGAUGUAUUAGUGAUGUACUUGAAUGCCGGACAUGAAUCGUCUGGUCACACCAUGAUGUGGGCUACUGUCUUGCUGCAGCAACAUCCUGAAGUUCUGCACAAAGUCAAGGCUGAGCAAGAAGAGAUAGUGAAAAAUAGGCCAGCUAAUCAGAAAGGACUGACACUGAAAGAAGUCAGACAAAUGACCUAUCUUUCUCAGGUUAUUGAUGAAACGCUGCGAUGGCUAACAUUCUCGUUUGUAGUCUUUCGAGAGGCGAUAUCAGAUGUGAAAAUAAACGGAUAUACAAUUCCUAAAGGAUGGAAAGUUUUGGUGUGGUUUAGAACUUGUCAUUUGGAUCCAGAAACUUGGCCUGAACCUAUGAAGUUCAAUCCUUCUAGAUGGGAUGAUUUUGUCCCUAAAGCUGGAACGUUUUUACCCUUUGGCGCGGGAAGCAGAUUAUGCCCGGGAAAUGAUCUUGCAAAGUUAGAAAUUUCGAUCUUCCUUCACUAUUUUAUCCUUAAUUACAGGCUAGCAAGGGUAAAUCCUGAUUGCACAGUGCAGUACUUACCGCACAGAAGGCCUAAAGAUAACUGCCUGGGAAAAGUCAUAAAAAUAUGAGCAUAUUCUAGUUUUUAUAUAUAUAUAUAUAUAUAUAU
Messenger RNA from Amaranthus tricolor (Joseph's coat), 1708 nucleotides. Its product is annotated as ent-kaurenoic acid oxidase 1-like. The record is from RefSeq and is a predicted model, not a curated record. The transcript has 8 exons. Gene Ontology annotation, biological process: sterol metabolic process; brassinosteroid homeostasis; brassinosteroid biosynthetic process. Bases 204 to 1670 code for a protein of 488 amino acids. Gene Ontology annotation, cellular component: endoplasmic reticulum. Gene Ontology annotation, molecular function: ent-kaurenoic acid monooxygenase activity; iron ion binding; heme binding. Lineage: Eukaryota; Viridiplantae; Streptophyta; Magnoliopsida; Caryophyllales; Amaranthaceae.